Merops nubicus (carmine bee-eater) is the source of this 1080-nucleotide messenger RNA. RefSeq names its product leucine rich repeat protein 1 (gene LRR1). The annotation marks the transcript as partial. The record is from RefSeq and is a predicted model, not a curated record. The transcript has 3 exons. Lineage: Eukaryota; Metazoa; Chordata; Aves; Coraciiformes; Meropidae. Gene Ontology annotation, molecular function: protein binding.
GUGCAGGAGAACAUCGAGCGGUUCUUCACGCGGUUCGUGGAGGAGGGCAAGGCCACCGUGCGCCUCCGGGAGCCCGCCGUGGACGUUUGCCUCAGCAAGGCUGAUGCCAGCAGUCUGAAGAGUUUCCUCUCAGCAGUGAGACUGGCUCACCAGGGUGCCGAGGCAGGAGCCCUCCCCCUCUCGGCACUGGUGCCGGCCAAGACCUCAGAGGUUGAAAAACCCAAGACAAAGAUGAUCAUCACUUCCAGGAGGGACUAUCCCCUCACCAAAAACUUCCCUCACUCCCUCGAGCACCUCCAAGCCUCCUACUGCAAACUGGCUCGGAUCGACACCCGCGUGCUGGGCUUGAGGAAGCUGAGGAAGCUCGACCUGAGCCACAAUCACAUCAAGCAGCUGCCAGCCACAAUUGGGGACCUGAUGUGUCUUCAGGAGCUGAAUCUGCACGACAAUCACCUGGAGUCCUUCAGCGGGGCUCUGUGCAGCUCCACCCUUCAGAAAUCCCUUCAGUUUCUGGACCUCAGCCAAAACAAAAUCAAAGCCCUCCCCAUUCAGUUCUGCCAGCUCCGAGAACUGGUUAAUUUGAAGCUGGAUGACAAUGAGCUGAUUAGGUUGCCCUUCAAGAUUGGGCAGUUACAUCAGCUACGCUUCCUGUCAGCAGCCCGAAACAAGCUUCCUUUCUUGCCCAGUGAUUUUAGGAAGCUCAGUCUUGAGAACUUGGAUCUCUUUGGAAAUCCUUUUGAACAGCCCAAUCCGCUCGUUCCCAACAUACAGCUGAAAAUACCACUGACUUUGUUAGAGUGUGCUGCAAGGGCAACCCUGAACUACAGGAUCCCCUACGGCUGUCACCUCCUUCCUUCUCACCUCUGUGAGGAUCUGGAGGUGGCCAAGACGUGCCAGUGCGGGAGCUCCUGCCUGAGCAGCUUCGUUCAGAUCCUGGUCACCAUGAACCUCCACCACGUCGCCCACACCGUGGUCCUGGUGGACAACAUGGGGGGCACGGAGGCACCCAUCAUCUCCUACUUCUGCUCCCUGGGCUGCUACUCCCAGUUCCUGGAUAGGUACCUGCAGGGUCACAGGUGA